GAACUGACUGCACUAAAUUUCAUCUAUAACGAACAAAUCUCUCAUCUCCGCGAAAAGCCACGUGCGGAGCGAGCUGUCACCUGAUCCCGACUUUUAUGGAAAUAAAAAAAAAGCAGCUUAAAAACCUUAAUAUUUGAAACAUUUAAAUUUUUUUCAAGGAAAAUGAAUGUUAUAUCCUGUGCCACGUGGGUGAAAAGAGGCGUCGCUGCAGCUGUUCCUGAAAAAGUCGAAUUAAAGGCCGACGAGCUAGAAAAGAUUAUAAGGGAGACACAGUCUGUUUUAGAAGAUCAAGAUUCUGACGAAGAGGCAACUACUUCGCAAACGGAUGCAAAAAAGACGGAAAAGUUUCCUGAAGCUGGCGUCGAUGAAUACAACUUUCAAGGCUACGAUGAUGAAUGUGGCAAUAUGUAUUGCGCCAUCUCCAGUUUAGCCAGCUUUGAUGGAACGAAUGGAAAAGAUCCUUUUAUAACAAAUGAUGAUGAAGAUUCAGAGGAGGAGGAUGAUAUUAUCAAGCCUGAUGACAAUCUGGUGCUGGUUGGCCAUGUUGAAAAUGAUGCUAGCAUCUUAGAAGUAUUUGUACAUAAUGAAAGGGAAGGUUCCUUUUAUUGCCAUCAUGAUAUAUUAUUACCUUCAUUUCCAUUAUGUAUAGAAUGGCUCAAUUACGACUCUGCAGAUAUAAAACCAGGAAAUUUAUGUGCAAUUGGCAAUAUGACUCCCAUAAUUGAGAUAUGGGACUUGGAUUUGAUAGAUUGUUUAGAACCAGCCUAUAAAUUGGGCUGUAAACCGAAUAAAAAAAAGAGACAAAAACGUGUUGGCCACAGAGAUGCAGUUCUAGAUAUAGCAUGGAAUCAAAAUUAUACACAUGUGCUUGCUAGCGGUUCGGUUGAUGAAACGGUCUUAUUGUGGGACUUGGAAACUUGCAAACCUGUUACUAAAUUGGAUUUAUUUAAUGAGAAAGUACAAGCUCUGAAAUGGCAUCCAGAGGAGACUCAUCGAUUAUUGACAGGAUGUGCAGACAAAUUAAUAAGAAUAUUCGACUGCAAGGAGGAAAUACUUGUACGAAACUGGAAGGCAUCUGGAGAAGUGGAAAGGGUGUUGUGGGAUUCCAAUGAUCCAAAUUAUUGCAUUGUCAGCACAAAUAAUGGUUACAUAGAAUACUAUGAUGUAAGAGGAGACAAGCUAGUAUGGCAAAUCAAAGCUCACGAAAAAGAAGUUACAGGUCUUUGUACAUCGUGUCGAGGUCUGUUAGUUUCUUGUUCAAACGACGGUGUAAUGAAGAUAUGGGAUCUUCUCAAGCACACGACUCCUACUCUUUUAUGGGAACAAUCGAAUAGUUUAGGGGCUAUUCAAUGUCUUGCAGUAAACCCGAAUAAUCAAUUUAUAUUUGUCGCUGGCGGGGAUAAUAAAGCACACAAUCUUCAAGUGAUAGAUCUCAGGGAGAUUCCUAUAGUGCGACAGAAUUUCAUGGCUGGAAAUUCGGAAUUCAAGCAGAAGCUAGUGGACGUCACCAACGACAUAGAAGACAUGGAAAUUGAAAGUCUGCCAUCGCCAAGUGCAUCAAGCUAAAAAAGAAAAAAGGAAAACUUGAAGUAUAUCUUUGUGGCACAUUAAGAUUCAUACGUGUACAUAUGUGUCUGAUAAGAUAAUUAAUUAAUUUAAAAUAAUUAAUUAUUAAAAUAAUUAAUUAUUAAAAUAUGCUCAAAUUUGUUUCUCAAAACAUGUGAUUUAUUAUUUCCCUGCUAACAAUGUAAUGUUAACAUGCCGAUUAUUUGUCAAGAAUAUUAAGUCUUGUACAAUAUGACAUCUUUGUUGAGAAUAACUGACAGUAUUUUACUCCAGCAUUCGAUCAAGUACGAUGAGUAAUCAUUGUAACAUUAUAUAGAGCUUGUGCAUUAAAAGAAAUUACUUGUAAUAAAAUAGGUUCUUAAUUUACAAUAUCAUGUGCGACGAUGUAGGGACAAGAACAUUUAUUUAUUCUCUUGGAGGAACUACAAAAAAUCCUGAAAGAUGCAUUUGAAAGAACAUUGUUAUAUAGAAUUUAAAAAUUUUGUAUAAACUUGAAAAUAUGUUCCACUUUGAAUUCUCUCUCGUGUUCCAUUUAAAAUAUACAGAAUAUAUUUGUAUCGUAUAGAGACAAGCAGAUUACAUAGUAAGAUGGAAACUGUAAAACUUAUAUGAUCCCACAAAUUUGUAAAAAUAUUUGAUGCACACGUUUCUCUUUGUAAAAGUGGUUAUCUGAUUUUAUUCAUCUGGUAAUUAUUAUUUGUAGUUAUCUGAUAAUUACCUGAUUAUUUAACAAUUGGACAUCUGCAAAAGCUACAGGUUUUAUGCAACG
Messenger RNA from Camponotus floridanus (Florida carpenter ant), 2335 nucleotides. It is a transcript of the gene nclb, whose product is annotated as periodic tryptophan protein 1 homolog. The transcript has 11 exons. Lineage: Eukaryota; Metazoa; Arthropoda; Insecta; Hymenoptera; Formicidae. Gene Ontology annotation, biological process: rRNA processing. The record is from RefSeq and is a predicted model, not a curated record. The coding region runs from base 163 to 1566 and encodes 467 amino acids. Gene Ontology annotation, cellular component: nucleus. Gene Ontology annotation, molecular function: protein binding.